Messenger RNA from Emys orbicularis (European pond turtle), 561 nucleotides. It is a transcript of the gene TWIST1, whose product is annotated as twist family bHLH transcription factor 1. Bases 1 to 561 code for a protein of 186 amino acids. The record is from RefSeq and is a predicted model, not a curated record. The transcript has a single exon. Lineage: Eukaryota; Metazoa; Chordata; Testudines; Emydidae. Gene Ontology annotation, molecular function: DNA-binding transcription factor activity, RNA polymerase II-specific; protein dimerization activity; RNA polymerase II transcription regulatory region sequence-specific DNA binding. Gene Ontology annotation, biological process: developmental process; regulation of transcription by RNA polymerase II.
AUGAUGCAGCAGGACGAGUCGAGCUCUCCAGUCUCCCCGGCCGACGACAGCCUGAGCAACAGCGAAGAGGAGCCCGACCGGCAGCAGCAGCCCAGCGGGAAGCGAGGGGGGCGCAAGCGGAGAUCCAGCCGGCGCAGCGCAGGAGCGGCCGUCGGAGUCGGGGAGGAGCCGUGCAGCCCGGCCCAAGGCAAGCGAGGCAAGAAGUCCGGCGCCGGGGGAGGCGGCGGCAGCAGCAGCGGCGGAGGCAGCCCCCAGUCCUACGAGGAGCUGCAGACCCAGCGGGUCAUGGCCAACGUGCGGGAGCGCCAGCGCACCCAGUCCCUGAACGAAGCCUUCGCCGCCCUGCGGAAGAUCAUCCCCACCCUGCCCUCGGACAAGCUCAGCAAGAUCCAGACCCUCAAGCUGGCGGCCAGGUACAUCGACUUCCUCUACCAGGUCUUACAGAGCGACGAGCUGGACUCCAAGAUGGCCAGCUGCAGCUAUGUGGCCCACGAGCGGCUCAGCUACGCCUUCUCCGUGUGGAGGAUGGAGGGCGCCUGGUCCAUGUCCGCAUCCCACUAG